UGUUCCUAAACGGAUUGUUUAUCGUAACGGAUACAACAAUGUACGUUUACUUAGUUGUCUUCGUGAUUUUAUCGUAUUUAGUAUGCAUACGAUACAUUUACCUCCAACAUAGGCGGACGUUGGUGAAGUCUUUGAAAUGUGUGAUGAAAAUAUCCGCAGACAGAGAACUAAACAACGCUAACGUCACUGCCCUGAUCGUAACUGCGCAUCCGGACGAUGAGUGCAUGUUCUUUGCGCCGACGAUCAUACGACUCAGGGAGUUAAAUGUUAGCGUUCAUUUACUCUGUUUAUCAGAAGGAAAUUAUUACAAUCAAGGACCGGAACGUCAUCGUGAACUUGUCAGCAGCUGUGCCGUUCUGGGAAUACCAAACUCCAGAAUCACCAUAAUAGAUGAGGAAAAACUUCCAGAUGAUCCCAAAGCUGAAUGGAGCACUGCAUUGAUUUCCUCUGUAGUAGCAAAGCAUUUAAGAGCUCACACCUUCAACCUGGUGCUGACUUUUGACGGGUCUGGAGUGAGUGGCCAUGCCAAUCAUGUAGCCAUCUAUAAAGCUAUCAGACAUCUCGUCUCCACCGGAGAAGUGCCCAACGAAUGCACCUUUCUCUCGCUGGUGACUGUUGGCCUUCUCAGGAAGUACUUCUCCUUCCUGGAGCUUCCCCUCAGCUGGCUACUGCCAUCACACUUCUGCGUCCUUGUUGGCUCACAGGGAUACAAACAAGCCAAAGCCGCCAUGCUGUGUCAUGGCUCUCAGCUCUUGUGGUUUCGCCGCCUCUACAUCGUCUUCUCACGCUACAUGUUUGUAAACACAUUCCUGGUGAUUCCACGGGGACCAAAGAUCACCAAAAUUUAUUAAAAGCUCACCUCUGUGUUACGUUAAAGUUGAAAUCUACUGCCUGGCUGCUCUGAAAAGACAGAUUUUACACUGUUUUUUGAUAUGUAUAUAUAUUUGUAUAUAUAUUUUUAUUCUUUAUGAUGUAAAACAUGUUUACAGUUUUUUUUUAAAACACGAAUGACUGUUGUGUUUGUGUAAAAUAACACUAACUACAGAUUGAACCAAAUAAACGCCUUUGUUGUGGGUCUACUCUU
Oryzias latipes (Japanese medaka) is the source of this 1084-nucleotide messenger RNA. RefSeq names its product phosphatidylinositol glycan anchor biosynthesis, class L (gene pigl). Gene Ontology annotation, molecular function: N-acetylglucosaminylphosphatidylinositol deacetylase activity. NCBI's taxonomy places the organism in Eukaryota, Metazoa, Chordata, Actinopteri, Beloniformes, Adrianichthyidae. The record is from RefSeq and is a predicted model, not a curated record. Gene Ontology annotation, cellular component: endoplasmic reticulum.